This is a messenger RNA of Rubroshorea leprosula, 1156 nucleotides long. The record is from the annotation of a GenBank genome assembly. Lineage: Eukaryota; Viridiplantae; Streptophyta; Magnoliopsida; Malvales; Dipterocarpaceae.
AACGCAAUCAUACUUAUGCAAAUGGAAACCCAACGGUCGACUGCACAUUGCACUGCCUUUCUUUCCCUAAUUUCCUCUCCAAAUUUCGCAACUUUCCACUCCGAAAUUCUCAUUCUAACAGCAUCGAAGAAAACUGCGAUGGGGAAGCUAUCAUACGAGGAAUGUCGCCGCAAGCGGAUGGAGGAAAACAGGAAAAGAAUGGAAGCCCUCAAUCUCCCCAAGCUCUCUCAAGCUCUCCGGACCCCCUCCUUCAAACCCUCUCCGUCUCCGAAGAAGCCGGCGAAGUCUAGCACGGUAGAGAAAGCAGUGGUGGUCAGAAGGUCGGGUCGGGUUGCCAACAAACCCGCCCCUGAUUACAAAGAAGUUGUCGUUGAACGCCUGAUGAUACCUAGAAGAAUAUCUAGGCGUAGGGAUUUGUCCAACAGGGUAUAUGCUUCGGAUGAAGCAAGAGCAGAGGCUCUAGAGAAAGCAGAAAAUUUGGAGUUGACUUUAGGAACUGAUUUUCCUACCUUCACAAAGUCAAUGCUUCCCUCCCAUGUUAGUGGUGGAUUUUGGCUAGGUCUCUCAGUCCACUUCUGCAAGACUCAUCUUCCAAAGCGGGAUGAUGUUAUUACUUUGAUAGAUGAAGAGGGUGAUGAGUAUCCAACCGUAUAUUUGGCCAGAAAAACAGGACUUAGUGGUGGAUGGAAAGGGUUUGCAGUUGCUCAUGAGUUGGCAGAUGGAGAUGCCUUAGUUUUUCAGUUAAUCCGACCCACAGCAUUUAAGGUAUACAUUGUAAGGGUGAAUGGUCCUGAACAAACUAACCAGCAAUAACAUUUUAAAUGUUGGAGACAAUAGAAUCAGUUCAGGUAACCCCCUAAGGACAAAAUACCAGCAAAAAGUUAGAUAUGAUUGUUGGCAUUUAGCUAAUGAAUUUCAUCAAUUAUUCAGUGUACAUAAUCAUCAGUAACAUAGAGUGUAAGCAAUUCAGCCCCCAUAAACCUCUUUCUUGCAAAUUAUGAUUUGUUCUUAGCUUUGUUCGUCUUUGGGCCUGGGACCUACCUUGCAUUCACCCUGUCUCACACUCCAUUGACAUUAAGCAUUCAUGCCACAUGGUUUUGCAUCCUGAGUGACUUUGUAUAAUCUUUUUAUUGACCAAUAAACAGGAUGCUUUAAA